This is a messenger RNA of Capronia coronata CBS 617.96, 1737 nucleotides long. RefSeq lists its product as uncharacterized. Gene Ontology annotation, biological process: regulation of DNA-templated transcription. Bases 1 to 1737 code for a protein of 578 amino acids. NCBI's taxonomy places the organism in Eukaryota, Fungi, Ascomycota, Eurotiomycetes, Chaetothyriales, Herpotrichiellaceae. The record is from RefSeq and is a predicted model, not a curated record. Gene Ontology annotation, molecular function: zinc ion binding; DNA-binding transcription factor activity, RNA polymerase II-specific. The transcript has 3 exons.
AUGGUUGGCAUCCCAAGGAGCAAAGGAUGUAGAAUCUGCGUUCAGCGUCGCGUCAAGUGCGACCAGACGCGCCCUGUUUGCAAUAAUUGCUUGAGAGGCAAUCGCCCAUGUCCAGGCUACGACACGGACCUAAGGAUCCACGAUGAAGGCUCCAAACUUCGAAAGCGCUUUGGUCAGAAGGAUGGAAACGACCCCAAAAUCGGUCUCGAUAGACCGUCGCCGUCGGCCGCCAGCUCCCAUAGCCGAUCGACAGAAUCCUCCGAAGAAACGUUAGAUCUCAUUUCUUACCAGACUUCGCCCUAUGCUGCAGAGCAGCCGGGUUAUCGGGGCGCCGACAUGUUCCCAUCGCGCAAUCCUUUUCUGAAUAUCCUGGAGAAUCAAAUCAAUCCCAACUUGGAUCUCUUUGCUUUGGAGCCAACACCCGUUGACGAAUCAACAAACAGCGCUUCCGACAUCGAGUUUGACAUGACCCUCCGCAGCACGGUUUUCUCUCCAUAUAUUGCGCAGGAGCAGCUCUUGAGCACCUUUUCGUCGGCCUUCGCCACCCAUAGUGCACCGAACGUCCUUCCUGCCUACCUGCGCAAUCACAGCCGCUGGCUUUCACAGCUACCGGCCUUCUUUGGCACGAAACUUGUGGAUACAGCUGUUCGAGCCGUAUCUCUAGUACAUCUGGGGCGAGUCCAGCAAACGGAGGCUCUCGUGCAAGAAUCCCGGCAAUUCUACGGCAACGCGCUCCGACUUCUGAACCAGGCUCUGUCGGAUCAAGGGAAGGGCAUGGCGACUGAGACAUUGUCAGCCACCAUUCUACUAUCCUUUUAUGAGAUGCUGGCGUCCGAGUCCAAUGCGUCAUGGGUGCGACAUGCAGGAGGUGCAGGAGCAUUGAUGCGCAUCCGCGGCCCCAAGCGACAUCUGCGCGGUAUCGAUCGUGAUGUCUACCUUGCAUAUCGACACACAAUCGUGAUUGAUGCUUUCCAGCGAGACGAGGCUUGUUUCCUAGCUCAACCGGAAUGGGUGGACAUGGCCCGCCAAGUCCAUGAAGAGCUGCGUUCAUCCGGCAUAUCGCAUGAACGAGCCGAAAUCUUCGACCUGGCCGAAGAGUUCUACUGCGAAAAUGUCCACAUUCCAGGGACCUUUGCGGAAGCAAAGAAUCUUGAUGGCCUACGCCCGGUUCUUACUCCGGGGCAGUAUGGCAUUCUUGCGGCACGUAUUUUGGACCGUUGCAAACAGCACCGAUCGAAUCUCAAAUCCAUCAACAUGAAAUUCCGACUUGCUCUCGCGAAUCUUGGGCUCACCACAAUGAGCAUCACAGCGAAUGACCCCAUUUUCCCCACUCAAUAUGUCUACGUCAAUGUCUUUGUAGGUUCCACUCAGGUGGGCUACUGGACGAUACUGCUCCUGCUGAAUCUCGUUCUGAAGGAGAUGGAAAAGGAUUCGGCGCAGGAAAUGACGGGCCUCUAUCUCAUGGAAAACCGCGAGAUAGCACGGGAGAUUUGCCGUAGUGCACCAUACAUGAUGACAUCUUCCUUUUUGGGACCAUUCUUCGUUACCUUCGCCCUCAGGCUCUGCCUGAUGGUGUUUGAACCCGGAGCGGAGAGGGACUGGGUCGUCCGAAAGCUGAUCCACAUUGGGGACACGCGCAUGAGAAUGGCCUCCGAUCUGGCUGAUUUUGUCAAAGAUGGGAAGCCGCAAAGACUGCAAGCUCCCACUCCUGAAUUAUACGAGACGGGGAUGGCUUGA